CCGUGUACAAAAAACAGCUACCCAGAGGAAAGCGAAUCGACGUUGCUGUUUGGAAAAAUACACGAUAAGUUUUUUUUUUCUUUGAAACGUUUGAGUUGUUAGCAUUAGUCCCUCGUGUUUCAGCGGUAUAAACGCGUUUGUUUAUGGAGGACUCGCUGGACGAUAAGACUGGAGCCGCAGGAGGAAGUGAAGGACCUGCAGCUUCUGAUGAAGCCAUCUCAUUCCUGUCCUCCUUUGAAGCUGCAGAGCUGCAGAAGUGUGUGUUCUCAGAGACUCUGGGGACGGUGUCAGAGAGCGGCAGGGACCUGGGGCAGUUCAGUGUGACUMUGGAGUUUGCCAGCAGAGUCCAGCAGCCCUGCAUGCUGCUGCGUGCUCAAAGCCACGGGGUUAUUGAUGGCUGRCCCUGUGGGACAACAGUGACAGCUUAUCUAAGUGCUGAACUGGAGGUGCUGGAGGAGGACCACCAAGAGUAUGUGAAGGAAAAGACAGAAGAGAACGUCUCUUAUCCCAUGUCCGUCCUGAGAGGACUGGUCAGCGAGGGCUCCAGCCUGCUGCUGAUGCGUCUGAUGGCUUUGAGGAAGAAGGUUCCAGAGAACAUGACCUUUAUCUCCUUGGACCAGCAGCUACACAUCAACCACUCCACGUUUAGUGAACUGGGUGUGAAGCAGCUACAGGCUGGUGAGAAGUUGCUGGAAGUGUUUGGGGUUCAGAGGACUGUUAACUCUGUGGAGGACAGCCCGGCAACCUGGCAGUGCUACUUCCUCAAUGACGGACACUUGGCCAGCAGAGCACAGCUGGGAUCACCAGUCACCAUCAAGCUUCUGCAGCAGCCAUCGAAACCAGAGAAAGAGAAGCUGCCUCUUGAUUGGAAAGAAGACAUGCAAACACAAUCUGAAUUCUUGGACAGAAAGGAGGAACUAAAGGCAGACCAUGCGUCCUACCUGAAGGAGCACCCAGAGGUCCGAGCCCUCCUUUCUGACUUCAUGCAGUUCCUGCUGCUGAGAAAACCAGAUGAUAUCUUUCAGUUUGCAAGAGAAUACUUCAGUCUGUUUGCCUCCCGUCAUCCUCCAGAARCAAAUGUGACAGUCCAGUCAUCCUGAAAACACUCCAAACAGCACACCAUCCUGUCCUGAAAACUGUCAUUUUACAAGUUUUAUUUAUUUGUUCAUAAUAUAUCACAUUAAAAAACAUAUUAGGAAA
Messenger RNA from Austrofundulus limnaeus, 1200 nucleotides. RefSeq names its product ciliogenesis associated TTC17 interacting protein (gene catip). Lineage: Eukaryota; Metazoa; Chordata; Actinopteri; Cyprinodontiformes; Rivulidae. Gene Ontology annotation, biological process: cilium organization; actin filament polymerization. The record is from RefSeq and is a predicted model, not a curated record.